AUGGGAAGCUCUACCACAUCCUGGUACCCGAGGGUGCAAAGCCAGGCCUGGAAUCUCUCGUCGGUGCUUCGUGCUCAGGGCGGCGGCUCCUUCUUCAAGGUGAACCUGCCUGCAAAUGACUCCGCGGAUGUGGAGGUGCCGAUCCCAGAAGGCAAGAAGACCGUCACGAUCAAGGUGCGCGGAAAGGACUACCAGAUCACCUCGGGGGAUCCGUCCGCAGGUGACAGUGUGACCGUUUCAGUUGCGGAAGCCUCCGAUCCGUCCGUGAAAGAGGGCCGGCGACUGCUCUACGCCGGCUGUGAGUCGCUCACGACGCUCUUCAACGUCACGCCCAAGGAGGACGGCUCUCCGCUGGAGUUCUACCAGACGCUGCAGAACAAGGCCAAGGUGGAACAGCUCAGACUCUUCCGCCCAGGUGCAUCGCCCCAGGCAAAGACAGAGGACAAGGACAAAGUGAAAGAGAAGGCGCUGGAAGAGGAGGUCGCCGCGGAUCUUGACAUUACCUGCUCUCACGUCAAGGAGCAGAAAUCUGUUCCCAUUGGUGAUGCGCAGCAGCUCAUGCCAUGCGUGUCACCAGAGCUGGUGGGAGGCGGGGUGAACACCACGCUGUAUUCCUGCAAUCGGGCGGCCUGGUUCGACCCGGGCCUGGGGGCCGGCAAGUUCCGCCCGGACCAUGUGGCGAAUUACGUCGAGCUGAAGCUCUCCUCCUUAACGUUCCCGAUCUCUGACAAGUGGACCGAUGCCGAGGAGAAAUCGUCGUACUACGUACGUGCUAACAUCUGCGGGGUCACGGUAACCAGCUCCGCCCUCCACCGGUCGAAUCCCAGCUGGUCCAAGGUGCUGCCAUCCCAUCUGGUCGACCCCGGCCAGAUUCGUUUCGAAGGCCAGCAACUCCUGAUCCCUCUACCGGCCGGAUGCUGGGCCAGCAACGACGAGCAGCGGAAGCAGAUGCGCAAAGUGCAGCUGGAGGUCGUCAAGGUGAGCAGCAAGGAUGGCGGUUCCUCCAUGGACUUUGACAGCUUCGCCAGCACGGCGGGCACUGCAAAGAACACGUACACCGAGACGGUGAAGUUCAAGGCCGCUCUUACCUUCGACAAUCACAUGCUGGUGGACAUGCAGAAGCAGCUGGGCCUGUUCCUCACACAGCCUGAUCAACCUGUGCGGGAGGUCGAUGUGUUCCGCCCAGCCGCGAAGGACGAUUCAGCCACUGGCUCAACAGCGCCGCAGGGCAUGCUCAGCUUGGAAUUCGCCUUGCGGGACCGGGAUCAGGCCAGAGCAGUCAUGGGCCAGCCCGGUCACCGAAGCGCGCUGUGCAUCGGCGAUAAGGCCAUGCUUGUCGUGGAGGAGCCCUUCCAGUACCCGAAGGACCCAAGCGAUUUCCGAAAGCAGUUCUGCGUGGGCGACUUCGCAAAGAACAAGAAGGAGUGGCCGGCGCCCGGCGUUCCCCUUCGUGAGCCUUGCUUGAGCAGUGAGUACGCCGAGAGCGGGCUUGGCGAUCUGGUGCCGAAGCGGCCCUUCAAGCAGAGUUUUAUCCCAACCUUCUGCGACGACAUCAUCCCCCACAAGUAUGUCAUGCCCCUGACGGAGAAAGAGUUCCUGGAUAAGCACAAGCCCGGCUACUUCGGUCGCAUCAUGGAUGACAUGGCCAAGCGUUCAGGGUCUGACCUCCGGGAUCAGCUUCCAUACCGCUCUGGCCCCAACAAGCCCAUUGUGAGUCACCUGACGCACAUGAAUCGGCAUGUGCCGGUGACGGUCCUCGCCAUGUACGCGGACAAUGGCAACGGCACCACGUGUGAUGUGGAGGUCACCGAGCUCUUCGUCAAGAAGUGGCAGGAGCAGAAGCAUCGCAAGUUCGCCUUCCCGGGCAAGCUGGAGAAGUCGGCAGGCAAGGCAAAGGAAGGCGAGACGGCGACCCCACGGUUCAUCCUCAGGCAGGUGCCCACAAUCCUCCUGAGUGCGGUGCACUACUCCGGCGUGAAUGUCUACGAUGCCUUGUACAAGACCACCUCGGACGUCAUCAACGCGCCACCAGCUGUCAACGAGUUUGACCCUCGCUCGUAUGAGGCUGCACAGAAAGGUGCAAAGAAAGACUACCUGGAGUACAAGCUUGCGGCUGGUCCACUGCCGCCCGAUGCCAGCACGUCGGCCUGCUUGUACGAGUUCAACGUCCGGGUGCGCUUCCCGAGCGAGUACGAGAUGUAUCAGUUCGUGGCCAUGGUCCGCAAGUGUGUGCGCGUGGACCACUACCAGCAGGCCUUGAAGAUGAUGGAGUACCAGAAGCAAACCCAGAUCUCGACCCCAAUGCAGAUUCGCCACCCUGGACUGCACAAGACCGGGGGCCAGCUGGACGUGCUGCUGGUGGAGGCCCGGCGGCUGCAACCUUUGCAGUCGGCUCUCAACACCGUGCUCACGUCGGACCCCAUCACACUCUAUGAGUCGUGGUCGAAGGGCCGCUCCGACGUGGAUCCGUCGCAGUCCAACCAGAUGGUCGAUGCGAAUUACUUGCCCGAGCUCCUGGGCACCACGGAUGGCCAGGCGGUGAAGGGCACGCCGGAAGGAAGCUCCAUUGGAACCUUCGUCAACUUCCGCAUGCUUCACAACAAGGAGGUCAUCCCUUUCCGCGGAAAGAACAAGCAAGUCUCACCGGUCAUCUCAGGAACCGACAGCCCCUGCUGGUCGAAGCUGCCUGAGCUGGAAGGCGUGGGAGGCUGGACGUUCCGCACGGGCAUGAUUGAUCCCGAGAAGUAUCCGAAGCUGCUGAUUGAGUUCGAGGUGAUGAAAGCCGGGAUGUCCCCGAGCCGCAUCGGCGUCAUCCAGCUGCCGGUGACCGAAGAGCAGUUCCUGACGAACCCCAACCAAAUGUUCAAGAACCUCUGGCUUCCGCUGGUCAGUGUGAAGGAUGGUGAGCUGACGCCCAACAUCACGGGCGAGAUCCACGUCCUCACUCGAUGGUUGCCAUCGGAGAUGAAGCAGGUGUUUGCCGAUGGGCAGGAGAAGAUGCAGCUGUCUGUUCGGUCCAUGUUCCUGAAGGAGAUCUGGAGCAAGGUCUGCCAGCCACGAGUUCGCGAGCCGAUCUAUGGCGUGGAAGCCAUGUACCACUCCUUCACCUACAACCCGAACGUGGUCCGGCUGAAGGACAAGGAGGGCACGAAGACGCCGGAAACGCAGAAGGACAACAUGCGAAGACACGUGGAGGAGCUCUCGAACGCUGUUCCAUAUCUAGAGUGCUUGGAGCGGCGGCAGCUGAAUGCCUGGAACAUCUUCCAGGCGGAGCUACAGGAUCGCGGCUACGAAGGCCGGAGCAUCGGGGAGUUGCGCCUUCUUUGGCAGCAGAACGAGGACCAGACGAUGCUUAACAAGUUGCAGCAGUUGGUCCUUCGUGGUGUGCCCAGCGCGCUGCGGCCGCAGGUGUGGGCAGAGCUCACGCUGGCCAGCCGCGUGGCCACGCAGGAUGGGGCAGCUUUCGGGCGUGACCCCGAGGCGAGUGGGGAAGAAGCUGCGGAACAGGAGUACCGAGAACUGCUGGAGCGCGGCUUGCCACAGCACUCCGAUGCGAUGCAGCAGCUCCAAGAAGAUGCGGUGUUGCUCGCCGGUUGGGAGUCCAGCACCCCGCCGCUUCCCGAAGCGAUGGAGCUCCACCUCAAGCGGAUCAAGAACGCCAAGAAUGUGGUCACGGCCCUGCUGGCCAUCGAGGACAGCGGCAUCACGUACUGCGAGAGCUUGCUGGCGCCCUGA
Messenger RNA from Symbiodinium natans, 3735 nucleotides. NCBI's taxonomy places the organism in Eukaryota, Dinophyceae, Suessiales, Symbiodiniaceae. The record is from the annotation of a GenBank genome assembly.